Messenger RNA from Haliotis rubra (blacklip abalone), 6018 nucleotides. RefSeq names its product ELAV-like protein 1. Bases 2755 to 3471 code for a protein of 238 amino acids. The transcript is spliced from 2 exons. Gene Ontology annotation, cellular component: ribonucleoprotein complex. The record is from RefSeq and is a predicted model, not a curated record. NCBI's taxonomy places the organism in Eukaryota, Metazoa, Mollusca, Gastropoda, Lepetellida, Haliotidae. Gene Ontology annotation, molecular function: RNA binding.
GAUGGAUCACUACAUAUAUAAAACAGAAUAGGUUGUAGAGACAGUUCUUAUAUUUGUAAUUAAACACGUUUUAUCAACUACCGGUGCAUUCGAGUUCCCACCCACGUGCGAAUAUUUAGCAGUGGAUAUGAUAAUGUCCUUUUCACGAGUAUGUGAAAGAAACAUACUUCGCUUUAUCAUGUGAGAAGUGACACAGCAGUAUUAUGUUUAACGGACUUAAUUUGAUUGUUUUUAUGCAGUUACAAAGUAUAUGGUUGAUACAGGACUAGGACUAACCAACGAAACGGUUUUCUUAUGUAUGUUCAAUAUUUUUAAUAACAGUUUGAAAUUAAAACAUAGUCCCCCACACGUUGUAAGAUACCCAUUAUUGCAGCUUACCUUCCACGAAGCGAAACGGAUAUGGACUAAGAAAUAUUCAUGUGUCACUGUCGAUGAUAAGGUGCCAUCUGAAAUUUUAUCAAAGCUAAAGAUAGCAUACUGAGCGAUACAAACGUGUAUGUACUAUGGUAGUUGUAAAUAUUAGUAUUUGAAGACUUGAUGUAAUGGGAAAUUUUGGAAAACUUAAAAAAAAUAAUAUUUUUAAUGUGUGGGAUGUUUUAGAUUUCUACAAUUUGUUUUGACACUGUUCACAAACAGUUUUCAAAUAAGCCUGGGUUCUUCAGUCGUUGCCAGUCAUGUAAUAUGCUUUGUGCAUUCACGUAACACGUGUUCUAGUGUAUGUGUUCUCGUAUAAGUGCUGAGAAAAGAUGCUGUGAAUGAGGCCACUGGUAGCUGUUGCUGUAGCCACAGUGGUAGCGCACAUAAAGACACUCUGUCCAGUCAUGGGCUAAAUAUUCUAUUCAGUUGCGACUAUACCCAAAGAAAUUAAUAAGAAAUUAAUAUUAGUAAAUAAAUUGAGAUUCCUAUUAAUGAAAUAUAAAUAAAAGAAUGGCAAGUAAAAGAAAUGAAGGUUAAGUGACAUAUCCUGAUAGGAGGACUACUAGACAAACAGACCACUAGAAAAGUAUAUUUGGGAGAUCAUAUUUUCUGUAACAGUGUCGUCCGAUCUCUGAAACUUUUAGUAAUAUUAAAGUAAAGUCAUGGCAGGGGACAUCAGGAAUGGGCUUCAUACAUUGUACCCAUGGGAGAAAUCAAACGCAGGUCUCUGAUGUGAUGAGCGAACUCUGUAACCGCUUGGCUACUCCUUUUCUGUAACAAGCAUGAGAAUCACUAUAUUGUGAUUUAAGUAGGUUAUGUUAGACUCUACUGCAUGUAUUUAAAAUAACUCGAAUAACAUCUGUUUUGUCACUUUGAAAAACCCUACAAUGGAUGGAUAUGGCUCAUAUGAAAGAAAAGCAGUGCUCUGUUCUGUGAAAAUAACUUUGUGCAAAGAAUGACGUAACCUUUGGUCCCAUACUCCGAUAGUCCAAGGUUAUAAGAUUCUGGAAGAAACCUUUAUGAACGGGGGCCAUAUGCCUGGAGUCAUUAUUCGCUGUCAGGUUUAUGGCAUGUUAGUUUUCCACAAUGAGCUAACAGUAAAUGAAAGAUUGUGAGGUCAAAUGCAUGCAAGUGAAUAAAUUGCUUUCACAGUUUGUUUUUUUAGGUGCGCUCACAUUUGUAUAGACAUUUCAGUCCUGCCUAUUCAUAAAGUCAAGUAGGUAUUUACAGAAUGUAAUAGGUGCCACUCCUUGCAACUGAACAGAAUUGUGUAGUUUUUCAUUUCUGUACACCAGCAGUAUACACGUUUGCAAUCUAGAUGUAUAGUAUUACCAGAAUAAGAAUGAAAUAAUUUUCUGAUAUUUGAACAUUAUUAUUAUUAUUCAUACUGAUUGGUCAUUUGAGAUCAUGACGACACAGUGCUUCAAUAAUAAGAAAAAUAUGAUGGCAUCCAUUGUUCAUGAUGUCACAAUUUGAUUGUUAUGUCAUCUGAACAGAAAGGUGCCUUUUUGUGAAGUUUUUCUUCAGGGUUGAAUUUUAGAUAUUCCUUUUUAUUGUCUCGUGAAAUAAUAUGCUAUAAAGUCAGAAUUACUGAUUAUCUGUCUUUUUUGUGAUUGAACGUGGUAUGUUUCUGUAAGUUAUGACUCAGAAGUAACACAAUUCAUUCACUAGCGAGGGAGAAUCUGUAUUUUCCGAUAUCUUCUUGAUUAUUCUCUAAAUAUCCCCAUUCACAUAUAUUUAUAACUGAUGAAAAUGUUACUUUUGUUUUAUGAUCGAUUGAAUUGUUUUCAAGUUCAUUCCCCAUUUUUUACAUGUAUGUGAUACUUUGAUCCUUUGUUCACUAUACUUCAGUACUGCAUGUGAAUUUUUUUGUGUAGUGUGUUUCAUCAUCCUUUUGUUUCUCCAUCAGAUAUUUUUUUCCUCAAUCACUUGGGGAUCUUACAACUCGGUAUCUCAGAUUCAGACAUAAUUCAGAGCUUUUUUUUGCCGUCCAAAUAGGAGGAUAAGGUAUCGCUACAUUGAAUUUUUUUCCUUUUUUUUUCAUUUUUCCUCUUCACUAUGGCCUCUGGAAGACGUCAGGUUGUCUGUCUGAAGACCCUCUCGGCUAACUAUCACAAUGGCAGACAACUCCAACCACGAACCUUAUCAUCAACUACCUGCCACAAACCUUAUCAGGACGAAGAGUUUGGUCCAUGUUCCUAAGUAUUGGUCCUAUCAAGUCCUGCAAGAUCGUCCGUGACAAGUCAUCUGGGUACAGCUACGGUUUUGGCUUUGUCGAUCUACUGAAGAUGAAGAUGAUGCGCAUAACGUGCAAUUAAGACAUUGAAUGGGCUGCAGAUGCAAAAUAAAAAGAUCAAAGUUGCUUUGGCCCGACAUGGAGGUGAUGCCAUCAAGGGGGCGAACCUGUACGUGCGGAAUCUCCCCAGGGAGUGGAGAGAGGAGGAGGUUCAUUCUUACUUCCAGCCUUACGGCAAAAUCAUCCAGACACGAGUUCUGGUUGACCCCAAUACAGGUGUGUCCAAAAGGGUAGGCUUUGUUCUGUAUGACACAAGAUCAGAGGCAGAAGCAGCAUGUAGUGCCCUGGGAGGAAAGAACCCACCUGGUUCAAAUGAGGCCUUACUUGUAAAAUUUGCUGAUGAUAACGCAAAGAAGCUCCGCCCACCUCCCGGGUACCAGCAUGGUCCUCAGCAUCAUUCUGCCGGCUACAGCAAUCGAUUUCCCUCCCCCGGACCCAUGCGCAACCAACGGAACCGUUUCCACUUCAACCCCAUGGGUCAAGCUCAUCCAGGACAAGGCCCUUACAACCAGCCCGGGGGUCAUAUCCUGUUUGUGUACAACAUUGGAACUGAUGCUGAUGAGAAGCUGUUGUGGCAGUUGUUUGCCCCGUGUGGCACCGUGCAAAAGGUUAACGUUAUAAUGGACACAGGGAAAGGUUGUUGCAAGGGCUAUGGGUUUGUUACUAUGACAAACUACGAGGAGGCUGAGUACGCCAUUGAGUGCUACAACGGUUACUGGCUCAAGGGUCGUCAGCUGCAGGUGUCCUUCAAGAACUAAGUGACCGGUCUCCUGAUGGUCAAAUAGCUUUACCUACCAUGCAUAAAGAUGUGCUGUUACUUCGCUGUUACUCUUAUGUUUUGGACAAUCAAUCACGCCAAAUGUAAACAUGUAAGAUGAUUUUGCUUGUGACCUGAAUCAUAUUCAAUGUGUAAUACUGUAUUCAAUAUAUUAAGCGUCAGUGGAUAAGGAGUCGUAUUCAUUGGGUGGAUGCUCGAUAAAGACAGUCAUAAUCAUUUGUUAAUGCUACGUGGUUUGAGUAUUUUGCUGUAUGAUGGUAAUAAAUAGUUUGGUGAGUGUUAUUUGAACACGUUCAAAGGACUAGCUUGUUAGUGGGGCAAUGGGGUAGCCUUGUGGGUAAAGCAUUCCCUCGUCACGCCAAGGUUCCAGGUUCGAUUCCCAACAUGGGUACAGUAUGUGAAGCUCAUUUCAGGUGUCGCCUGCAAUGAUAUUGUUGGAAUAUUGCUAAAAGCAACAUGAAAUUAGACUCGCUCAUCCACUGGAUGGUUAUAGUGUUCGAUUAACAGGUUCGAUUCCGAUCUCAUGCCCACCUUUAUUCUUCAUGUCUGAUGAGAAAUGAUAAGCCGUUUCCUUAUCUCAAUAUUCCCCUCUUCUGUAAAUACACACCUUCGUGUGACUAAAAAAAAAGAAUACUCUUGGUCUUUCACCCUCGUGGAAUAACAAGGUCAGCUUGAUCUUUCUUCAUCUGCAUCUAUUAAAAAAUUGUUGACGAAGAAUUUUACUCUUAUGUACGUCAUAGGUGCAGUGGGGUAGCCUGAGGGUUAACAGAUGAAGAUUCAGGUUCGAUUCCCCACAUGGGUACAAUGUGUGAAGGCCAUUUCUGGUGUCCCUCACCCAGAUAUUGCUGGAAUAUUACUAAAAGGGGCAUAAAACAAUAUUAUCUACGACAUAAAUUGAUAGAUAUAUAGGCUAUUACUAAGUGAUCGAAAUCUAGUUUCUUUGCCCACCCACUCUUCUGGUUACAGUGAGAAACACAGAAAUAAAAUACAGAUGGCCUAAUAUUGCUGAAAUACAUUAAAGGAAUGAAGCUCCACCCAUAAUUUGCUAGAGAAAGGGUAUUUGGUAGAUCUGGACGAUUAGUACAUUGAAUGCAGUUGAACACAGUAUGUGAGUUGAGAGAAACUGUUUCAGUUUUUUUCGUGUUUGUAGCCUCAAUUGGAAAAUGGUUCCAAGUAAUUUUUCUGUUUCAUUGUUUCAUUGUGUACAUGUGGGCAUUAUCUGGGUUUUUUCCUAUCGAGAUUAAUCAACACUAAUCAGUUCAAGAUAAUCAAUUAACCUUAUUAGAUUUCAUUUGAGAGGAUACUCCCUGUUAUUCUUGAUGGACAAUAAUUCAACUUAUUCUGUCCCUUUGUGUUGACUAUGUAGAGUGGUAUGUGAUUUAUGGCAGUAUUUUGAUUCUGUGAUUAUAUUUCUUGUCCCCACUCUUGGUGUUACAGCUUGGCUGCUGUGAUUAUAUUUCUUGUCCCCACUCUUGGUGUUACAGCUUGGCUGCUGCGGUAUUAAACAUUUGUCUCAUCAGUGGUAUAAACAUGUGGUUUGGAAUAGACACACACAAGAUAGGGAUCCUGAUUCUGGGUCGAACAGGUUCUCCCUAAGAUGUGUAGUAGCAACUGAGUGGAUUGGGACGUGAGGCUGGGGGAAUCUUUACUGAAUCUUUGCAGGUGUACUUGUAAUAUUAUUUAGUUUUUUUUCGUUAAGAGUACUUUGUUUUUGCGAACCACAACUUAUUUUCCUGUCUGUUAGUGUGUGCAAGGGAUGUGAGAGUAAACAUUAAGCCUGACACGACAUUCCACUCUACAGGAUGUUAAGGGGUGGAGAAAUAUAUGUCAAAAAAGUUUUAACAUUCUGACUUCUUUACAGCUAACAUAUCCAAAAAUCAGUUCUGUGCACUUAACAGCAGUGACAGUGUUUUAGUGACUUUUUAAAACUGUUUAAACACUGAUUCGUUUUGGGAUUGUCAUGGAAACAGAUAUGACAGGCAACAGAGUUGUUCUUUUUAAUCCUGUCCAGGUAGACUACUUUGGUGUUACAAUAAAUUAAUAAUUAUGGAUGUUUGACUUGGAAAUACUUCUCCACUCCUUUAGAUAUUAACAUGUUUUAUCUGAACAACCGUUCCAGUAAGCUUUAAGCACAACCCACUCACUCCAUUGGGCAUUAAUGCUGUGUUAUCAAUGAAAUACUGUUCAUAUAGGCUUAAAGCACAACCUGUUGUACGCUGAGUCUUGAAUAAGCAAUACAUGUCCAGUUAACUUGUCUUACAAAUGAUCAGGAGCAGAAGGUUAUGAAUGUGAUAAUAACCUGAGAUGCCUUUCGUAAGUGGCAUAGUGAUCUAAGCUUCUCUGUAAGUAACUGAUGUCAUAAUGAUAAAUGUUGUCCAGGGAGAUGUUACUUCUGGAAGUGUCAGUUGGAUGCAUUAUUUGAAGCGCUUGGAGAGUGAAAAAUAUUAAAAUGAAACGUUCACAUUGUAUAUCGAGUUUACCCUCUGCUGACUUUCCAAUAAAGACACGAGUAUUAAUGCAGACUAAA